GAGUGCGGGGUCGUUGCGUGCCGCCAUGCCCAAGUACUACGAGGAGAAGGAGGAGGACGGGCGGGCCUGCGGGGGGGUGCGGGAGGACCUGCGGCAGUGCCUGCUGGAGAGCCCCUGCGUGCUGCAGGAGAAGAAAAGCCCCAAGCAAUGCUUGAGGGAAGGGCACUGUAGAAGUUUGCAAAAUACGUUUUUUGCAUGCAAAAGGUCGAUGUUGGAUGCCAGGACAAGAUUCAGAGGAAAGAAAGGAUACUGAAGUCCUUGUGAAAGAGAACCAGCUGUGGGAAAUCAGGAUUCAUCAGAACUGAAACAGAGGCUUAAGUAAGAAGAUCGUAUCUGCUGCAUCCUUUUGUGCACUGUUGUCAUAGAAGGUGUCUACUGCUGAGAAUUCUGACAGCUUGACCUGGAUGUGCAUUUAAAUGUUAAAAAGAAGGCAUGCAUAAAGCUGCAAGUUCUGGCCAAAAUGGGUACCUGUCGUGCACUUGUAAUAAAAUAUGUAAAAUCCAGAAUAAGCUGCAAAAG
Messenger RNA from Oxyura jamaicensis (ruddy duck), 519 nucleotides. Its product is annotated as cytochrome c oxidase assembly factor 5. NCBI's taxonomy places the organism in Eukaryota, Metazoa, Chordata, Aves, Anseriformes, Anatidae. Gene Ontology annotation, cellular component: mitochondrion. The transcript has 3 exons. Gene Ontology annotation, biological process: mitochondrial respiratory chain complex IV assembly. The record is from RefSeq and is a predicted model, not a curated record. Bases 26 to 253 code for a protein of 75 amino acids.